AUGUUACCUUUGGUGGUGCUAGGCAUCCUUACCGAAGCUCUGACCGCUGCGUCGCCAACUCAGCGUGAAGAUCGUUCAGUAUAUGUGAACCCUUUUAUUGGUACAGAAGGCCCUGAUGGCACUGGCGCAAACUCUGGGGACACAUUCCCUGGUGUCUCUGUCCCUUUUGGAGUUGUGAAACUUGGCCCAGAUACCACGGAGAUGAAUCCGAGCACAAACGCUUUUGCUGGAUAUACACCGGAUGGAAAUGUCACUGCUUUCACCUGCUUUCACGAAUGCGGCAUUGGGGGAGCUUCAAAGUACGGUGUCGUUGGACACAUGCCACUUACAACUCUAUCAGGUGUCAAUGUCCUUGAUAAUGCGACUUAUCAGCAACCUCGCAUUGCGAUGGAUAGGGCCUCUGUUGGUUACUACCGCUCUGAUCUGGCGAAUGGAGUCAAAGUAGAGCUGGCCGCAUCUGACCAUGCCGGUUUUGUUCAGUACUCAUAUCCAAAAAAUACCGACCGUUUUGUCCUCCUGGAUGUGUCGCAUAACUUGCCAUCUUUGGCAGAAUUUGGAAAAUCUCAAUCAUAUAGCAAUGGUCAAAUCGAGGUCAAGAAGAAAGGCCAGAGAGUGCAAGGCUGGGGAGUUUGGAGAGGCGGCUGGGGGGUGUUGCCAGGGUCUGAUUACAAAAUUUACUUCUGCAACGACUUUGAUUCCGCUCCUUUGACCUGGCAAUACUUCUCAGGGCCGUGGAAUGCUCCAGACAAUCCCCCAAGCCCUUCUACGCCAGUGACCUGGGGUAACGCAUCAACAAAUCCAAAUGGAGUCCAGGGAGGCCCCGACGGCGAUGAUUCCGGUGAUAGAGUCGGAGCUUUAUUUAGGUUUCCAGCUACAACGACGGUUCUCAAGUCCAAGAUUGGGGUGUCAUUCAUCUCCGUCGAGAAGGCUUGUGCGUUCCAAAGCGAAAUUCCAUCUUGGACAUUAAAUCAAACUGUCCAGUCGACCAAAAAGCUAUGGGACGAUGAGGUUUUUAGCAAGAUAUCAAUCAAGCAAUCUACCAAGAAUGAUACACGGCUCACACUCUUUUACUCUGCGCUUUACCGCAUGCACCAAAUGCCUUCCGAUAGAACCGGCGAAAAUCCAGACUGGAAAUCCACCGAACCGUAUUAUGAUGACUACUAUACCCUCUGGGAUACUUUUCGCUGUCUCAACAGUUUCUAUCUUUUAGUUCAGCCGCAGCGAGGUAUCGACAUGAUUCGUUCCCUCAUAGACAUCUGGAGACAUGUCGGUUUCAUGCCAGACGGUCGCAGUGGUAACCACAAUGGCAAAGUACAAGGCGGCAGCAAUGCUGAUAAUGUUCUGGCCGACGCCUAUGUGAAAGGAUAUACCGGUGGCAUCAACUGGAACGAUGGCUACAAGGCCGUAUGGACUGAUGCAGAAGUUGUUCCGCCUCCCAACAAUGACCCAGAAGACCUGGGUUGUACGGAUAACCAGGGUCGCUGCGGACUUCCAGACUGGAUCAAUCUCGGCUAUGUCUCAACAACUUUCUCAUCGAGUAUCAGUCGCACCGUUGAAUACUCACUUAAUGACUUUGCAGUAAGUCAAAUAGCAAAGGGUAUAGCACCAGAUGACUACCAGAAGUUUUUCAACCGAUCAGGAAAUUGGAAAAACCUUUGGAAUCCGGAGAUAAAUCAGUACAACACAUCGGGAUUCCUUGGCCCUCGCUAUCCAAAUGGAACAGUGAUAACAAUUGGCCCACAAGACACUUCCUACACGACUGAAGGAUUGCCAUGGGAAUACACGUGGACCAUACCAUUUGAUAUGCAAGGACUCAUCGAAAAGAUGGGCGGUGUGGAAGCAACUGAGAAACGGCUUGACCUUAUGUUUGUGCCUAAACUCCGAACGGUGGAUUUAGGUGUAGGAGUUGGAUCAGGGACGACCUUAUUCAAUCCCGGCAACGAACCCAGUUUCGGCACUCCCUUUUUGUAUAAUUAUCUGCCAGGCCGCCAAUACAAAGCGGUGAAUCAAUCUCGCGUUAACAUUGACGAGAAUUAUUUCGCGGGGUCCAAUGGCCUUCCCGGAAAUAGCGAUGCUGGCGCUAUGGACAGCUGGAUGCUUUGGCAGAUGCUUGGUCUGUAUCCAGUGGUGACCCAGCCAGUAUACCUAAUCCUAUCUCCAUGGUUUGAGGAUAUUUCCGUCUCCGUCGGCGGUUCUUAUACUCUCCGGAUCAAAGCACAUGGGUUGUCCAACAAUAGCUUCUUUGUCCAGAGCUUGAAAGUCAACGGAAAAGCUUGGAAUAAGAGUUGGCUAGAGCAUAGUGAUAUUGCGAAGGGCGGGCUUCUGGAGUUUGUCUUGGGGCCUGAGCCAAAGUCAUGGGAUACUGGAACCGUUCCUCCUAGUCCAGGGCAUCAAUAA
Molecule: messenger RNA, 2397 nt
Organism: Trichoderma virens Gv29-8
Lineage: Eukaryota; Fungi; Ascomycota; Sordariomycetes; Hypocreales; Hypocreaceae
Product: glycoside hydrolase family 92 protein
Exons: 6
Coding region: 1-2397 (798 amino acids)
Biological process (GO): protein quality control for misfolded or incompletely synthesized proteins; glycoprotein catabolic process; carbohydrate metabolic process
Cellular component (GO): cytosol; nucleus
Molecular function (GO): carbohydrate binding; peptide-N4-(N-acetyl-beta-glucosaminyl)asparagine amidase activity
Source: RefSeq, a predicted model, not a curated record